AUGACCAACGAGCCCGCUGAACCUAUUCCUGAUGGUAUCAUUGCAACUGCAAAGCAGGCAUGGGGUGAUCUGUUCAAGUGGAAGCAGCGCGUCGUUGUGACCAACGAGUUUGGUGAGACCCAUGCCGAAUGGCAAUCUCCCGAGCCCCUUCAGAACCCCGUCAGUCUGCUUCUACAGCUCAGUGCAAAGGACUGGCUUUUCUUCUCGGUCGGAUUUUGUGCCUGGACGGCAGAUGCCUUUGAUUUCCAUGCCCUCUCCAUUCAGACCAAGAAGCUAGCCGAUUACUAUGACCGGUCGAAGACCGAUAUCACGACAGCCAUCACCCUAACAUUACUCCUGCGCAGCGUGGGAGCAGCUGCUUUUGGUCUCGCAGGAGACAAGUUUGGCCGUAAAUGGCCCAUGGUUAUCAACAUGAUCGUGCUGGGAGUGUUGCAGAUUGCCACCAUCUACAGUGGGACGUUUCAACAGUUCCUGGCAGUGCGAAGCUUGUUCGGUCUUUUCAUGGGUGGUGUAUACGGCAAUGCUAUUGCUAUGGCAUUGGAACAUUGCCCUGUCAAUGCUCGCGGUUUGAUGUCAGGUAUUCUCCAACAAGGAUAUUCGCUAGGCUAUGUUCUUGCAGCAUGUGCCAAUCUCGGGGUGGGCGGUGCUACAGAAAGUUGGAAGACCAUUUUCUGGAUUGCAGCUGGAAUUUCGAUUGGAGUUGGUCUCGUUCGAGUACUCUUCCCCGAAUCCAAGCAGUUCCUCGAGGCCAAGAAAGCCGGCAAGAAAUCUACCGACUUGGGAUCGUUCAUGGGAGAGACAAAGAGGAUGCUGGGACAAGAAUGGAAGAUGUGCAUAUACUGUGUUAUCCUGAUGACUUGGUUCAACUACUAUUCCCACACCUCGCAAGACUCGUACACUACAUUCAUGUUGACACAAAAAGAGAUGAACAAUUCCCAAGCCUCGCGUGCGUCUAUUCUAAUGAAGACUGGUGCUUGCGUUGGCGGUACCAUCAUUGGAUAUCUGUCACAGUUUUUCGGCCGUCGUCGGGCAAUCAUCUGCGCUGCACUAGUAUCCGGCUGCCUCAUUCCGGCCUGGAUCCUGCCACAGGGUGAACGGUCGCUGAGUGCGACGGGUUUCUUCAUCCAGUUUUUCAUCCAAGGAGCAUGGGGUGUGAUUCCGAUCCAUCUGAAUGAGCUUUCGCCCCCAGCUUUCCGAUCAUCGUUCCCAGGUAUGACAUACCAACUAGGAAAUAUGAUCUCCUCCCCAUCUGCACAGAUCGUGAAUGCUGUCGCCGAAGCGACCAUGAUCACCAAUCCCUCGGGACACCGUGUCCCAGCCUACGGACCCACCAUGGGCGUAGCGACAGCCAUUAUCGCACUUGGCAUUGCAGUCACCACGGCUUUUGGACCAGAGAAGCGUGGACGGAAAUUCGAGACGGCGGUGGCGGGCGUUGAGCAGCGUACACAGAAGGAAAUUGAUCUCGAGGAGGGAUUUGAUGAUCAGAAGGCGAGCGACGAGAGAAUUGAGAAGGCGGAGAAGAUUUGA
Messenger RNA from Aspergillus wentii DTO 134E9, 1527 nucleotides. RefSeq names its product carboxylic acid transport protein. The record is from RefSeq and is a predicted model, not a curated record. Gene Ontology annotation, biological process: carboxylic acid transport; transmembrane transport. Bases 1 to 1527 code for a protein of 508 amino acids. The transcript has 5 exons. Gene Ontology annotation, molecular function: carboxylic acid transmembrane transporter activity. Lineage: Eukaryota; Fungi; Ascomycota; Eurotiomycetes; Eurotiales; Aspergillaceae. Gene Ontology annotation, cellular component: plasma membrane.